Messenger RNA from Amphibalanus amphitrite, 4260 nucleotides. RefSeq names its product DNA mismatch repair protein Msh6-like (gene Msh6). Gene Ontology annotation, molecular function: mismatched DNA binding; ATP-dependent DNA damage sensor activity; ATP binding. Gene Ontology annotation, cellular component: nucleus; MutSalpha complex. Gene Ontology annotation, biological process: mismatch repair. Bases 295 to 4032 code for a protein of 1245 amino acids. The record is from RefSeq and is a predicted model, not a curated record. Lineage: Eukaryota; Metazoa; Arthropoda; Thecostraca; Balanomorpha; Balanidae. The transcript is spliced from 21 exons.
GACGUCUUAAAAAUAUUCAAGUUUGGUUUCAAACUUCUUCAAUUAAAAAAAGUUAAAAUUAUUUUAUCUAUGAACUACAAAUGACUAUUUGUGAAACAUAACUUUCAAAAGGAUGCUAAAGUGUCGUCUCACAGUCACAAAUAUGAAGCUAGUUUUAUUUUACGUCAUAUUUUAUACGAAGACCGUCGCACGCAUUAUUGCGAUCGUGUAGGUGGCGCGAAAAGUAUGCUCGAUUUUCUUAUAGUAAACAACACUGAAAGGUAGUUUGCUGACUUGAGGAAGAAGCUUGUCAACAUGUCUCAAAAGAACACACUGUUCAAUUACUUUAAACGUGCUAAGCCCUCACCUACUGCAUCAACUGAUGAUAAAAAGACAGCUUCUUCUGAAGGCAAGAAGACAGUAUCAGAUGGCAAAAGUACACCAAAAGGCCCCAGUCAAAAAGGAAAUCUUUUGUCACGCAGCACAACUCCCAAGCGUCCACGACCAAAGGAAAGCAAGGGUGGCGAUGGCAAGAAGGAAAAAAGCAGCAGUGCGAAGCCCUACAAGCGUCUUCGCCUAAUCAGCGACGAUGAAGACAGUGAGAACGACCAGAGUCUGGCGAACGGGAAGGCUCCAGAAGGCGGUGAUGUGGUUAGGGAGAAGGAGUCUGGGCGUGGUGACGCUGACACAAAACCGCCGGACGAACCGGUCCUGUCGGAUUCGGACGGACCUCCGGAGGACGACGACUCGGCGGACGAAUAUAAAUCCGGCAAGCACGAGCUCAGCUCUGAGGACGAGCUGGCCGACGAUGCCGUUCCCUCCGAGGAGGAUUCGCCGGUGAAGAAGACCCCUAAGAGGAAGAAGCCGUCGGCGGCCACUCCGAAACAGACGCCCCUCUCCCAGAGUCGACUCCCGGGGACGCCGGCCACUCCGAAUACGGCGUCCACCCCGCGAGCUGGCGGCCCUUCCACCCCAGUCACACCCCGCGCUCUCGGCUCCGCCACAAAGAACAAGCUGGCCUGCUUCGCCUUGGAUAGCGAGCGGCCGCCGGCGCCGGCGGCGGACGCCGACCACUGGCCCCACCUGCAGCUGGAGUUCCUCCGGCCCGAGAAGCGCCGAGACGCCGCCGGGCGCCGACCCGACGACCCCGAGUUCGACCCGCGCACACUGCGCGUCCCGGCCGACUUCCUCGACAAACAGACACCGGCCAUGCGUCAAUGGUGGGUGCUCAAAAGCAAGCACUACGACUGCGUGCUCCUCUUCAAGAUGGGCAAGUUCUACGAGAUGUUCCACAUGGAUGCUGUCACCUGUGUCAAGGAGCUUGGCCUGCUGUACAUGAAGGGCGAGCACGCGCACGUAGGCUUCCCCGAGGCCUCCUACUGCCGCUACUCUGCCUCACUGGUAGCCAAGGGAUACCGCGUGGUGCGCAUCGAACAGACAGAGACGCCAGACAUGAUGCAGGCGCGCGUCGCCAAAAGCACCAAGAAAGCGACUAAGUUCGACAAGGUAGUGGCUCGCGAGGUGUGCCAAAUCACCACUAUGGGCACGCGCACGUUCAACGCCGUGGAGGGCGACGCGUGCGAGGCCGACCUCAGUUACCUGAUGGCGCUCAGAGAACAGGAGGUGGACGGCCAUCUGCAGUUCGGCGUCUGUUUCGUGGACACCUCGGUGGGCCUGUUCCACAUGGGACAGUUCACCGACGACUGCCACUGCUCCCGACUGCGCACCCUGCUGGCGCACUACCCGCCCUCACAGCUGCUGCUGGCCCGCACCACGGCACCCCAGGAGUCGCGUACCGUGCUGAACUCUCUGCUGCCCAACGUCCUGCGUGAGACGCUGCGGCCCGGCCAGGAGUUCUGGACGGGGGAGAAGACUCUGCGCUUCCUGGCCGAGACUGACUACUUCAGGGAGGAUGGGGACGAGACGGGUCCCGCCCAGUGGCCUGAGCUGCUCCUCCAAAUGACCAAAGAUGGCGACACACUGCACCUGACGCCUCGGCCCGACUGUGAGCUGGCCCUGCAGUGUCUGGGCGCCAUGACCUGGUACCUGCAGCUCUGUCUGCUCGACGCUCAGCUACUCUCGAUGCGCAGGUUCUGUCGGUACCAGCCGCCGGACAUCGAGAGCCAGCAGGAGGGCUCCUCUGGUCCGUCCAGCGGCGGGGGAGACGGCUCCGGUGAUCUGUCCACGGCCGACCCGACCCAGUCCGACCACACCGGGCGGAUGGUGUUGGACGGAAUCACUGUGAAGAACCUGGAACUGGUGGCCAACACGGUCGACGGCACCACCAAGGGCACGCUGCUCGGCGCCCUGGACACGUGUGCCACCGCCUUCGGAAAACGCGUGCUGCGCGCCUGGGUGUGCAGUCCCCUCCGCUCUCCGGCCGCCAUCGCCGCCCGGCUGGACGCCGUCGAUGACCUCAUCAGUCGCGCUGACGUCAUGGAUGACGUCACGGCGGCGCUGAAGAAGCUGCCCGACCUGGAGCGGCUGGUCAGGCGUAUCCACGUGCAGGGUAACGGUCGUCUGCGCGCCGGUGGCUCUCACCCCGACUCGCGAGCCAUCAUGUUCGAGGAGGGCAAGUACAGCCGGAGGAAGAUCCUGGACCUGCUGGCGGCCAUCGGCGGCUUCCAGCGCGCGCUCACCAUGGUCAGGACGAUGGCCGACACUGCCAGCUCCUUCUCCAGCUACCUGUUACGCUGCUGCCUCACCCUGGACGCCGACGGAGGAAAGUUUCCGGACUUCGCCGACGUGCUUGAGUACUUUGAAAGCUCGUUCGACCAGGAGGAGGCGCGCCGCGAGGGCCGCAUCCUGCCCGCCGACGGCGUGGAUGAACAGUUUGACGCCGCCAAGGACGCGCUGGAGCAGAUCGAACAGGAGCUGGCCGAGUACCUGCGGGAGCAGAGCAGACACUUUGGCUGCAAGGUGUCGUACUACGGCCAGGCCAAGAACCGUUUCCAGCUGGAGCUGCCGGAGCGAGUGUCACACAAGGUGGACGGCUCCUACGAGCUGCAGUCGCAGAAAAAGGGCGCCAAACGCUACUGGACAGACACCACGCGGCGUCUGUUGGCGCGCCAGCUGGCGGCCGAGGAGGCGCGCGCCGCCGCGCUGCGCGACAUCAGCCGGCGCAUGUUCGCGCGGUUCGCGCGCCACCACGCCGUCUGGGAGCGCGCCGUCCAGUGCCUGGGUCUGCUCGACUGCCUGCUGGCUCUGGCGCGCUUCAGCCGCGGAUGUGAGGUCGGCUGUCGGCCCGAGAUCGUCACCGACCAGAGCGAGCCGGUACUGGAGAUCGAGGAGGGCCACCACCCGUGGCUGGGCCGCUCCAGCGGCGGCAUCGACUUCAUCCCCAACACCAUAUCGAUGCAGCACGGCCGGCUGAUGCUCGUCACGGGCCCGAACAUGGGCGGCAAGUCGACACUGAUGCGGCAGGCCGGCCUGCUCGUCAUCCUGGCUCAGCUGGGCUGCCACGUGCCGGCAGAGUCUCUGCGCCUCUCGCCGGUGGACCGUGUGUUCACCCGACUGGGCGCCCAGGACCGCAUCAUGAGCGGCCAGUCCACCUUCCACGUGGAGCUCAGCGAGACGGCCGCCAUCAUGCGGCACGCCACCGUUCACUCGCUGGUACUGGUCGACGAGCUCGGUCGCGGCACGUCGACGUUCGACGGCUGCGCGAUCGCGUCCGGCGUGCUGCGCCAGCUGCUGCGCACCGGCUGCCGCUGUCUGUUCUCCACCCACUACCACAUGCUGGUCGAGGAGUUCGAGCACGAGCCGCGCGUCCGGCUGGCCCACAUGGCCUGCAUGGUGGAGAAUGAGAAUGAGGAGGAUCCCACAGAGGAGACCAUCACCUUCCUGUACAAACUCAGCGACGGCGCGUGUCCGAAAUCCUACGGGUUCAACGCGGCGCGCCUGGCCGGCAUCCCCGUGGAGGUGGUGCGAAAGGCACACCAGGUGGCGCGCCAGUUCGAGCAGCGCAUUGAGAAAAUGGCGCGCUUUGCGGCUGUUUGGCGCGAACACUGCGGCGGUACGGCUGUGAGCCCGGCCGCGGCUAUCGCGGCUCAGUAGGGCGGCUCGGGAUGUGGAGGAGGGGACGAUCGAAACGCGGGGACCUGCGAUGGACCGAGGUUUGAGACUGCAAUGGGUGGUCCAACGAGGGCGAUGAAGUGCAAACUGUGAGGAAAGUGCCAUGGCGCAUGCAGCCAACGGUCGUUUACAGGCUGUUAGAACUAUGAAUGAAAGUGUUUUUGUUGGAUCUGUUGGUGCCAAGAGCUGAAAUACAAGCUGUUUUCUAGA